Protopolystoma xenopodis is the source of this 255-nucleotide messenger RNA. The record is from the annotation of a GenBank genome assembly. Lineage: Eukaryota; Metazoa; Platyhelminthes; Monogenea; Polystomatidea; Polystomatidae.
AUGUAUGAUGUGUGCUGUAUGGGGUGGGUAGUCGAGUGGCAAUUGCACAAUCAUGUCGAGCUCGGGCCAAGUGACGGGAUGACGGCCUGUUGUUGGGCCAACCAGCAACACGAGUACGCCUCAAACCUGCUGACAGGCAGUUUAAGAGCUCAACUGUCUCCUCAACCCUCGGACACACAUACAUGCACACUAAUGGAAGCGCAUGUAUGUGAGGCCGACGAGCAAAUUUUGCGUCACACGCUGGAGAUAACGUAA